Molecule: messenger RNA, 1063 nt
Organism: Wyeomyia smithii (pitcher-plant mosquito)
Lineage: Eukaryota; Metazoa; Arthropoda; Insecta; Diptera; Culicidae
Product: PEST proteolytic signal-containing nuclear protein-like
Exons: 3
Coding region: 223-834 (203 amino acids)
Biological process (GO): protein ubiquitination; proteasome-mediated ubiquitin-dependent protein catabolic process
Cellular component (GO): nucleus
Source: RefSeq, a predicted model, not a curated record
UAAGGCCUAACGUCAAAGUCAAACUCGUACUUAGGGAAUCUCGGUUCCGAAAUUAAAAUUUCGCAUUUGCGUUCUUGCCUUUCGGAAUUACGACUAAAAACACUCCUUAUUUGAUAUAGGAAAACUAGUCAAAUUAUCAGAAAUCUGAUUCAUAAUAUCAUUUUAAAGUGCACAGUAAUCCAGUGAGGCUGCUGUUUUGUGAAAGUAGAUAUAUAAGGUGCUAUGAGUCGCUGGGAUCAGAAAACGGAAGGACUUCCCCGUUCACGUCGGGAUGGAAUGGAUAGCGUGGAUCGUGAUCGCAACAGGAGUAGAUCUCGAAGUCGUUCAAAUUCACCAGUCGCACGAAGACUGCUAGAACUAGAUGCAGAGCGACGAUUGAAAGAAAAGCAAUUACGAAUGGCAUCAAAAACACAGCGGAAUGAAUUUAGCUCCAGUGGAGAUUCCAGCGAUGGGUCCUCUUCGGAAGAAGCUCAACCAGCACCAGCUACAGUUUCAAAACUGGGGUUUGGUUUCAAGAAACCUUCCAUUGAAACCACAAAAUCUGUGCCCGGGUUCAAAAUGCAAAAAUCAAAACCGACAGCAAUUCAAAUGUCACUUAAAGCGGCUCCCCCAAAAGAACCUGCUAAGUUAUUAAAACCGAUAGCGAAUGCAUUUGCUGCAGAUGAUAGUGAUGAAGAGCCAGAGGAAAUGCCUGCCGAAUGCAGGAUGCGAAUGAGAAACAUUGGACGUGAUACACCUACUUCUUCCGGUCCUAACUCGUUCGGGAAAACCAAGCACGGUUUUUGCGAUUCUAAAAAAAUGUUCGAAAAGAAACUGAAUACCAUGACUGAAUAAUGCAGAUAUUUUUCCCAUUUCCGUUCAACACAAAAUGAGAUUAUCUCCACUCGAAAGUGUGGAGCUCAAUCCACAAUAUUCAAUCGUAUUUACGACUUUCGAUUUUAGGUGUGUUCUACUUGUACUGGUCGACGGAAUUGUUACUUACUGUUUCGUUUAGUUUACCCCGGCAUUAUAAACGCUUUCAGUCUGUUCGAAUAAAAACUUAAUGAUAAACUUGACAUAGAAC